This is a messenger RNA of Vicugna pacos (alpaca), 3127 nucleotides long. The record is from RefSeq and is a predicted model, not a curated record. Lineage: Eukaryota; Metazoa; Chordata; Mammalia; Artiodactyla; Camelidae.
GCGGAGAAAGCGGAGCCCGGGGCCGGGAGUGGACUGGGGCGUGCUCAACCGAUAAGCGCGGGCCCCAGCGGGAGGGAGCCUUUGCCCCGCGCCCGCGAGGCCGCAGUGGGGCCGCCGCCGACGCACGGUCCCUGCGGGCUCCGCCGACCGCGCGCCGGGAUGUGGAAUCCCCUGCACGAAACCAGCGCCACCUCGGUCGCCUGGCGCCGGCCGCGCUGGCUGUGCGCCGGGGCGCUGCUGCUGGCGGCCGGCCUCUUCGUCCUCGGCUUCGUCUUCGGAUGGUUUAUAAAACCCUCCAAUGAAGCUACUAACAUUACUCCACAGCGUAAUGCGAAGAAAGCAUUCUUGGAUGAGUUGAAAGCAGAGAACAUCAAGAAGUUCUUAUAUAAUUUUACACGGAUACCACAUUUAGCUGGAACAGAACAAAACUUUCAGCUUGCCAAGCAAAUUCAAUCUCAGUGGAAAGAAUUUGGCCUGGAUUCUGUUGAGCUAUCCCAUUAUGAUGUCCUGUUGUCCUAUCCAAAUAAGACUUAUCCCAACUACAUCUCAAUAAUUGAUGAAGAUGGAAAUGAGAUUUUCAAGACAUCAUUGUUUGAGCCACCUCCUCCGGGAUAUGAAAAUGUUUCAGAUGUUGUGCCACCUUUUAAUGCCUACUCCCCACAAGGAAUGACAGAGGGUGACCUCGUGUACGUUAACUAUGCACGAACCGAAGACUUCUUUAAACUAGAGCGGGACAUGAAAAUCAAUUGCUCUGGGAAGAUUGCAAUUGCCCGAUACGGGAAAAUUUUCAGAGGAAAUAAGGUUAAAAAUGCCCAGCUGGCAGGGGCCAAAGGAAUCAUCUUGUACUCAGACCCUGCUGAUUACUUUGCUCCUGGAGUGGAGCCCUAUCCAGAUGGUUGGAAUCUUCCUGGACGUGGUGUUCAGCGUGGAAAUACCUUAAAUCUUAAUGGCGCAGGGGACCCUCUCACUCCCGGUUACCCAGCAAAUGAAUAUGCUUAUAGACGCGACAUUGGAGAAGCUGUUGGUCUUCCAAGUAUUCCUGUUCAUCCAAUUGGAUACUAUGAUGCACAGAAGCUCCUGGAAAAAAUCAAGAUGCAUAUUCAUUCCAACAAUGAAGUGAGAAGAAUUUACAAUGUGAUUGGAACACUCAGAGGGGCAGUGGAACCAGACAGAUAUGUCAUCCUUGGAGGUCACCGUGACUCGUGGGUGUUUGGCGGCAUUGACCCUCAGAGCGGGGCAGCUGUUGUUCAUGAAAUCGUCAGGAGUUUUGGAAAGCUGAAAAAAGAAGGAUGGAGGCCUAGAAGGACAAUGUUGUUUGCAAGCUGGGAUGCAGAAGAAUUUGGUCUUCUUGGUUCCACUGAGUGGGCAGAGGAGAAUUCCAGACUCCUUCAAGAGCGUGGUGUGGCCUAUAUUAAUGCUGAUUCUUCUAUAGAAGGAAACUACACUCUGAGAGUUGAUUGCACCCCACUUAUGUACAGCUUGGUGUACAAUCUAACAAAGGAGCUCCAGAGUCCUGAUGAAGGCUUUGAAGGCAAAUCUCUCUUUGAGAGCUGGAAUGAAAAAGACCCUUCUCCUGAAUUCAGUGGCUGGCCCAGGAUUAGCAAAUUAGGAUCUGGUAAUGAUUUUGAAGUGUUCUUCCAAAGACUGGGAAUUGCCUCAGGCAGAGCACGGUACACUAAAAACUGGGAAACAACCAAUUUCAGCAGCUAUCCACUGUAUCACAGCAUCUAUGAAACAUAUGAAUUAGUGGAAAAGUUCUAUGAUCCAACUUUUAAGAAUCACCUUGCUGUGGCCCAGGUUCGAGGAGGGAUCGUGUUCGAACUAGCCAAUUCCAUAGUGCUCCCCUUUGACUGUCGAGACUACGCUGUUGUUUUAAGAAACUAUGCUGAUAAAAUCUACAAUAUUUCAAUGAAACAUCCACAAGAAAUGAAAACAUACAGUGUGUCAUUUGAUGCACUGUUUUCUGCAGUGAAGAAUUUUACAGAAAUUGCUUCUAACUUCAGUGAGAGACUCCAAGACUUGGACAAAAACAACCCGAUAUUGUUAAGAAUUAUGAAUGAUCAACUGAUGUUUCUGGAACGAGCAUUUAUUGAUCCUUUAGGAUUACCAGACAGGCCUUUCUACAGGCACAUCAUCUAUGCUCCAAGCAGCCUCAACAAGUACGCCGGGGAGUCGUUCCCAGGGAUCUAUGAUGCUCUGUUUGAUAUCGAAAGCAGUGUGGACCCUUCCAAGGCCUGGGGAGAGGUGAAGAGACAGAUUUCCAUUGCAGCCUUCACAGUGCAGGCUGCAGCAGGGACUCUGCGAGAAGUAGCCUAAGAGGGACCUUCAGAGAACACACACUGAGCUGGUGCGACGCAUCAGGCAGGAAGAAUCAUGAUGUAUGUAUUGAUAAGCUGGAAAAUAAACUUGUGUACAUAUAUAUAUAUAUACACACAUAUACACAGAUAGGUAUUUUUUCUUCUCUCUGUAGAAUCAAAUAAGAAAGAUGGGUGAUUUUUACUCUAUAGUUAUAGACAGUUAUUCUGAAGUUGAGCUAAGUGUUGAAACUAAGAGGCUAAAAUUUUAAUACACUUGUGUGGCAUUGUCAGAGAAUCAGGUCUAAUUCAGCAUUUCCAAACCUACUCUUGUCAGUGCACACGUAGAAAGCAUCCAUUAUAGAACACAUGAGAAAGUACACAGAGCUGCUCCAAGCCAGAGGCCUUAGCCGGCCCGUCUCCCCCGGCUGUGGGGACCAGUAUCUUAGCUCACUAGACGGGCAGCUCUGGUGUAACCCAGUGCAGGUACAUAUAGUCACUCUAUACUAUAAUUACUUUUUUUAAAAUUAGCAAAUAUGUUGUUUAUACCAAAGGGCAUACAUAACAUAUAUGUACAGUGAAAAAUAAUAAAGAAAUGGCCAUUUGUAAAGCUCCCCCAAAAACCAGGUUAAGAAGAGGCACAUUGCAGAUCUCUGGAUCCCCCACAUACUGCUGACCACGCGCCCUCCUUGCCUUUCAGAGACACUCACUGUCUUUGAGUUUUGCGUUAAUCUUUGCUGUUAUUUGUAAUUUCACUACACAUGGCUGUAUCCCUUACGUGUUUUUGGCUUUGAGUAUUUUUAGAAUAUUUAUAAAUAAAAUCAUGCCAUGUA